Molecule: messenger RNA, 1671 nt
Organism: Tetrapisispora phaffii CBS 4417
Lineage: Eukaryota; Fungi; Ascomycota; Saccharomycetes; Saccharomycetales; Saccharomycetaceae
Gene: ETP1
Product: Etp1p
Exons: 1
Coding region: 1-1671 (556 amino acids)
Biological process (GO): protein ubiquitination; Ras protein signal transduction
Cellular component (GO): cytoplasm
Molecular function (GO): ubiquitin protein ligase activity; zinc ion binding
Source: RefSeq, a predicted model, not a curated record
AUGGCAUAUUACAGCGUUAUUGUCGACUAUACGGAAGAUCAAAGUGAUUUGAAUGUGCCUGUAGAUUUCGAGUUUGAUUGGAGAUUUAGUCAAAUUUAUUAUAAAGAAGCUAUUGUUGGUGAGAUGUCGGAACAAGAUAAGGAUAGUCGACCUGAAGAUGAUUUGAUUUCAUCGGAAUAUUUAGGUUACGGGGUGAUUCGAUUAUUUAAACAAAAAGAUAAUUAUGAGCCUGGUCUAGAGCUUUCACGGAAAAUAGACGAUAAAGAUGUAAUAGUGAUACCAGGGGAUGAUUCUAUGGUUUGUAUGUUGUUUGUUCCAUCUUAUUUUACUUUGCAUGAACUUUUGCAUUUUUAUAUUGGAGAUGAUAUUAUUAAUACUAAAGUAUCUAAUAUUAGAAUGUUGAAACAUUAUAAAAAAAAUGCUAAUAUUUUAGGCUGCAAUUUUAUGGUAUUGCUUAAAUUUAAAGAUCCCAUUUAUGCUAAGGAAUUUUUAAAUGAAUUUAAUGGGAAGAAAUUUAGUAAAAUGGAUCCAGAAACAUGCCAUAUAGUAGCAAUUAAAGAAUUGGUUUUUAAGAAAACCUUAUUUGAUAAAAAUAUGAUGAAAGAUACACAAUUAAAGGACGGAAUAGACGAUAGUAGUACAUUACCUUACUUAUUGAAGGAUCCUUUCACAUCUAAUUUGGCAAUCGAAGAGAAUCGCGAUGAAAUUGAGUUACCUACUUGUCCAGUCUGCUUAGAAAAAAUGGAUAGUUUAGUCACUGGUUUGAUAACUAUUCCAUGCUCUCAUACAUUUCAUUGUCAGUGUUUAGAUAAAUGGAAAAAUUCAAAAUGUCCUGUCUGUAGACAUACUAACUUAAAUAUAUCAAGAAAGCUAUUGAUUGAGCAAGCUACUUCUGAUUGGAAGUGUUCAGUAUGUGACUCUGUUGAAAAUUUAUGGAUGUGUCUCAUUUGCGGAAAUGUUGGAUGUGGUAGAUAUAAUUCAAAGCAUGCUAUCCUACACUUUGAAAUGACGUCACAUUGUUUUGCCAUGGAUAUGAGAACGCAGAGAGUUUGGGAUUAUGCAGGAGAUAAUUAUGUUCAUAGAUUAGUACAGAAUGAAGUUGAUGGAAAAUUGGUAGAAGUUGGUAACAUUGGUUCAACUUUAAACACUCCUAGUGAUAGAAAUAAGAAUGAGAAUUUAGUGACAAAUCUUAUGAGAAACAAGGAAUAUCACUUGGAAUAUGUUCAAGUACUUAUAUCACAAUUAGAGUCACAAAGAGAAUAUUAUGAAUUGAAGUUGAAAGAUGUAUCUAAUAAAAAUAACGAAGAACAACAAUUACAAGACUUAAAAGAUCAAUUGAAAAGUCUAAAGUUGCAGUUGUCACAAAAUGAGCAAGCAACGAAAAAGGAAUUAGAGGCUAAUAAUAUGAUGCUCUCAGGUUUUCAAGCUAAUUUAGACAAAUCAGAAAAGUUCAUUGAUAACUUAAAGCAAGAGAAAAUGAAACUGGAGGAAGAAAAUAAGAAUUUGCAAGAACAACUCCAGGAUUUGAUGUUCUAUUUGGACACACAAAAUAAAUUUAAAGAUGCAACAGAAGAGGAAAGGGAAGGUGCUGUAAUAAUAAAACAAACUGGAAGUACAAGUACAGCUUCCAAGAAGAAGAAAAAUAAGAAGAAGAAAAAUAGAGUAUUAUAA